Molecule: messenger RNA, 582 nt
Organism: Puccinia triticina
Lineage: Eukaryota; Fungi; Basidiomycota; Pucciniomycetes; Pucciniales; Pucciniaceae
Exons: 3
Coding region: 1-582 (193 amino acids)
Biological process (GO): intracellular copper ion homeostasis; copper ion transmembrane transport
Cellular component (GO): plasma membrane
Molecular function (GO): copper ion transmembrane transporter activity
Source: RefSeq, a predicted model, not a curated record
AUGGAUCACAGUAGUAUGCCUGGCAUGGCCCCACCCCCAAUGGACCACAGUGGCAUGUCCGGAAUGUCCAUGGAGCCGAUGUCCCGUCCUAAACCGGAACAUAGUGGCAUGGGAAUGAUGAUGAAUACGUUUUUCGUGGCCGGCACACCCACUAUGCCCCUGUGGUUUGACGGCUGGACGCCGUCCACCGGCGGGGCAACCUUUGGAGCCUGUUUCGGGCUGUUCGUGCUGACGGUGGCCGUCAAGCUGCUGGGCGCCCUUCGCCACCAAGCUCAUCUGGCGUGGUCGAUGUCCAAAUGGCACGACAGCGGGCUCACCACUCACAACACGAUCGACAAGCCCAGCAACAACCCGACAGCUCAAGCCAGCUCCUUCCGACCCACUCGACCCGCUGUCCCCUGGAGCGCCCAACGUGAUGUCCCCCGCGGUAUCCUUGCUGCUCUCCACGUCGGUCUCGAGUACUUUCUGAUGUUGGCCGUCAUGACUUACAACGUCUACUUCUUCGUCGCCAUCGUUCUUGGCCAUUUCGUUGGCGAAGUGGCCUUCGGAAGAUGGAGCACCGUCCAGGGAGCUCAUUGCUAA